AUGUCAUCUGAGCGUGUCAUAUUGGUUACGGGCGCAAACAAAGGAAUCGGGUUUGAACUUGUAAAGAAAUUAGUUGGUUCUAAAGACACGGUGGUGUUGGCUUGUCGAGAUUUGAAUCGUGGACAAGAAGCUCUGAAACAAUUGGGAAAUCAGAUGAACGUACAUUUAAUCCAAUUAGACACAUCAUCACCUCAAUCAAUUCAAGAAGCAACAGAACAAAUCAAGAAGAAAUUCGGACAUCUCGACGUACUUGUGAACAAUGCUGGAAUUGCUAAACAUGAGAAAAGUCUACAAGCGGCUACCGAAAUAUUUGGCACAAAUUAUCAUGGCAUCAAGAAGGUCAAUCAGCAUUUUCUGCCACUAAUGAACAAAAACGGUCGUAUCGUAAACGUUUCUAGUGAAGUUGGAGCGUGGACACUUGAUCAAUGUUCAGACGAGUUGAAACAGAAACUAUUACAUCCAAACCUGACAGAGGCAGAAUUAGAUAAGAUUGUCGAAAGUUUUUUCCACGCUAUUGAAAACCACACUGAAGCCGAGAAUGGAUUCCCAGCGGAGAGUCCAUUUCUCAUUUACGGUAUGUCCAAAACAGCUCUUAACAUGUACACACGUAUUCAUCCUGCUGGAUAUGAAUCAAUGAUAGCUGUGUGUCCUGGUUAUUGUGCAACGGAUCUUAAUAAUCAUACAGGUGGACGCACAGCUUCAGUGGGAGCUGAUUCGGUUUUAUUUGUUGUCAAUGACAAAUCGGUUGAAAAUGGAAAGUUUUAUCAAGAUGGAAAGCUGAAACCGUGGAGUUAUCCGUGUGACACGGAUCUAACUAAAUUAUUGGAUAGCAACAAACAGAAGCAGAAAUAA
Molecule: messenger RNA, 852 nt
Organism: Didymodactylos carnosus
Lineage: Eukaryota; Metazoa; Rotifera; Eurotatoria; Philodinida; Philodinidae
Source: the annotation of a GenBank genome assembly